Molecule: messenger RNA, 1068 nt
Organism: Blepharisma stoltei
Lineage: Eukaryota; Ciliophora; Heterotrichea; Heterotrichida; Blepharismidae
Source: the annotation of a GenBank genome assembly
AUGUCUGAUUUCUCUAAAGAGAUUCCACUCAACCAGCAAAUCAUCAAAGAACUCUUUGAACUCCGGCAGUUCAAAUCAGAGAAAGAUACAAUUACCCGUGCAAACCAAUAUUACGUUGCCCAAGUAAGCCAAAUGGAAGUAAAAAUCAGCGAGCUUAAAGCGCUUCUUCAGGCAAAAGAUGAAGAAAUCGUCCAUCUCAAAGAAAUAAUUAAACAGCAAGUAGACAAAAACAGCAAAUUAAGCUCCCUCAAAAAUUCCAGAGAAAGUGAAGAGCAAGAAAGCCAGUCUUUUAAAAAUAAAGAAUCAAACAAUGCAGAAAUCGAAAAAUUAAAGGAUGAGCUUGAAUUUGCUAAUAAAAUGAAAGAAACAUUUGAAGAGAAAUACAGAGAAGCCAAAGCGCUACUAGUUAAAGCUGAAACCAAAGACAUUGACGAAGAUGAGCUAAAUGAAUUUCGCGAAGAAAAUGAAGUUCUUAGAUCCGAAAACACCACACUAAAAAGAGAAACCAUCCCUAAGCUGCAAACGCAACUAGAAGAUGCCCAGCAUCAAAGAUUCCAAAUAGAAACCCAAGUCCAAGCAGUCCUUGAUGAAAACGAUGAAUUAAGGAAUAAGGUGAGAAGCUAUGAAAUUUUACUUGAAGAAAUUCAAAAAGAAGGCGCUUUGGAUUUAGCGAAAUUUAAGACUUCAAACAGAAGGAAUCAAACAGCGUCCACAACUGAGUCAGAAGUGCUUAAAACUAAUUUUUCACAGAUGCCUGAAGCAUAUAUGAUAAAAAGUGAAUUUUUACCUCCAGUAAACAAUGAAGGAUAUUUAGAUGAAGAAAAUGACUCUGAGUCACCGCCGCUGGCGAAAAGUCCAAGAAAAGAAGAAAUUAAGGCUUUGAAUUUGAAAAGUAUAAGCAUGAGUUCACAAAAAAGUGAAACUUCACUAAGACAUGGAAGCACUUCAGUGAGAUCGUCGACUCCUACAACUAAAGCUCCAGCCGCUGGAAAUGUUGAUUAUGUUCCGAGUUUUAUGAGGAAUAAAAAGCCUGCAAAGAAAAAGAAAACUUUUGAAAUCAGCUUAUAA